UUCUCUGAAACAUCCUGGGAUUUAAUUAUUAUAUACAGAAUACAAAACACCUCUUUUACUUAGUCAUAAACUACAAAACUUUUAGCUACCCACGUAACUCUUUUAUAAGUAGAUCACAAAAAAAAAAAAGAAAAAAAAAAGAGUAAUUAUUUUCCCUUUUCAAGUUUCAACUAAUACCAACUUUCUUGAUUUACUAAAACUCUUGGAAGAAUCAAUUCAAUAUGUAUAAGGGAAGAUUUUCAGAACACAGUAAAGAAUCACAGGAUGAUCUUAGAUAUGUUGAAAUUGACCCUACUGGUCGUUAUGGACGUUUCGAGGAAGUUUUGGGAAAAGGGGCAAUGAAAACAGUGUAUAGAGCAAUUGAUGAGUUGCUAGGUAUGGAAAUGGCAUGGAACCAAAUUAAAUUAAAUGAUUUGCUUCAUUCACCAGAGGAUAUGGAGAGGCUUUACUCUGAAGUUCAUCUGCUUAGCACUCUCAAUCAUCAUUCUAUCAUGAGAUUCUAUACUUCUUGGAUUGAUGUUGAACACAGGACCUUUAAUUUCAUUACCGAGAUGUUCACUUCCGGUACUCUCCGAGGAUACAGAAAGAAGUAUCAGCGAGUUGAUAUUCGAGCUAUAAAGAAUUGGGCACGCCAAAUACUGGAAGGUCUUGUUUAUUUACACGAACAUGAUCCUCCAGUGAUCCAUCGAGACCUGAAGUGUGAUAACAUAUUUGUUAACGGUCAUCUUGGACAAGUGAAGGUUGGGGACCUGGGCUUAGCUGCAAUUCUUCGUGGAUCACAGAGAGCGCACAGUGUUAUAGGGACACCUGAGUUCAUGGCACCGGAACUAUACGAGGAGAACUAUAAUGAGCUAGUUGAUGUAUAUUCAUUUGGCAUGUGCAUGUUAGAGAUGCUUACUGGUGAAUAUCCAUACAGUGAAUGUGUUAACCCCGCACAAAUAUACAAGAAAGUGACCUCUGGUAAGAGGCCUAGGGCAUUUUAUAAAGUCCAAGAUCUGGAUGCACAAAGGUUUAUUAGGAAAUGCUUGGAGCCAGCAUCAAAAAGAUUAUCAGCUAAAGAACUAAUGGUUGAUCCAUUUCUUGCAUUAGAUAAUAUUGAUGGUAAGUCGGUGACAAUGAUGCAACUUCAAAAGCCUUUCUUGAAUGAUAAAAUUGCUAUCGAGGACCUCCACUUGAAUGACGACGCUCCAAGGACUAAUAUGACCAUCACGGGGAAAUUGAAUCCUGAAGACGAUACCAUUUUAAUUAAGGUGCAGAUUGCGGAUAAUGAAGGUGAUGUUAGGAAUGUGUAUUUCCCGUUUGACAUAGUAACUGACACCCCCACGGAGGUUGCAAAUGAAAUGGUGAAGGAAUUAGAUAUAACAGACUGGAAGCCGCAUGAAAUAGCUAAUAUGAUCGAUGGAGAGAUAUCUGGCCUGGUACCUCAGUGGAAGAAAUGGAAUCAGUUUGAAUCUGCCGAUUACCAGGUGCUAAGCUAUAAAGACGACGAUAAUGAUCACCAUAACCCUUUCCAAGGUUUCUCAUCUUGCUCAUCUUCUCAAGUGUCAUUGUCAGGUCUGCUCUCCUCUCAAGUGAUUGACACAAACACCAAUGAUCCUCAUUGGCUUCAUGGCGAUAUGUUUGAUGACACCAGCUCUCAAAGCUCAUCGCACUCUGCAAAUUAUUCCAACUUCAAUUACUUCUCUGAUGAUGAGAAUGAUCCCGUGACAACCUCUACAAAACAAAGUCAGCCAGCUACUGCAAUUAGCCACCAUACUUCCCGGUUUUGUCCCGGGGAAAACUCAAGCACCGGGCAGUCUUUAGCAAAAAUGUGCUACAAGCAGUGCAAAGAUAUGCUAAAAUUAAAAGGAACUUCUUCCACUUCUAAAGAAAAGGACAAAGUUGAUGCGCGUAGACUAACAAGGAACAAGUCCUUAGUGGAUAUGCGCAGCCAGUUGCUGCACAAGACAUUGGUGGAGGAAGUGCACAAGAGACGAUUGUUCAAGACGGUUGGUGCUGUGGAAAAUAUUGGGUUUCAACAACCUUAUGAGGAUUCAAGAAGGAGUCCUCAAUCAAUGAAUUGUACUUAUUCCAUGAGAUUGUUGAGUGACGAGAAGGGACGAGGUCACAAACCAAGAAGACGUUGAUUUCUUCUCCUGAAUAUUUAUCUUAAAUGUACGAUGAUAUAUACAUAUGCUAGUUUUAAGCAGAUCCAAGUUUUGAAUUAGGCAGGUGUAAAUAACAAUAAAAGCGUUUGUUCAAAUUUUGUACAUUUGUACCUUAUAGUGAUGUAAGAAUAAACAACCUCUUGCCCUUAUACGCUUUCAGCAAUAGAAUUCCAAAGGUACCUAACA
This is a messenger RNA of Nicotiana tabacum (common tobacco), 2333 nucleotides long. Its product is annotated as putative serine/threonine-protein kinase WNK4. Lineage: Eukaryota; Viridiplantae; Streptophyta; Magnoliopsida; Solanales; Solanaceae. Gene Ontology annotation, molecular function: ATP binding; protein kinase activity. The record is from RefSeq and is a predicted model, not a curated record. Gene Ontology annotation, biological process: protein phosphorylation.